Rasamsonia emersonii CBS 393.64 is the source of this 390-nucleotide messenger RNA. RefSeq lists its product as uncharacterized. The record is from RefSeq and is a predicted model, not a curated record. The transcript has a single exon. NCBI's taxonomy places the organism in Eukaryota, Fungi, Ascomycota, Eurotiomycetes, Eurotiales, Trichocomaceae. The annotation marks the transcript as partial.
GUUGAGACAGGUAUGCGUCUCCCUCAGUCUCUCUCAGACUGGGCAGUGUACUUGGGUAGGCUACAGGUUAGGUUCGAAUCCCUCUCGUCGAGGAUAGAAGGGAGUAACACUCGCUGGAAGAAGGAAACACGUGCCAAUUUGUCUCUUUUGCAUCAUAUAUCACUGCUGCAGUCCAUCACUUCUUCCUCUCUGGAGAACCACGCCCACCUGUCACCAGCCAGCCAGUCACUCCCCAGCCUCCGGGCAUAUAUCAUUCCUUUGUCUCCUUCCCUGUCAACGAACGCGGGCUGCAAUAGUGGAGUGGUUAGGUCUCCACUACCAGAACGAUGCAGUCUGCUUGGUCUGGUCAAAAAUCUGCCCGCGCUCGAUCCCUCUGGUUCUCAAAAAUAA